Messenger RNA from Penicillium diatomitis, 444 nucleotides. RefSeq lists its product as uncharacterized. Bases 1 to 444 code for a protein of 147 amino acids. The transcript has a single exon. NCBI's taxonomy places the organism in Eukaryota, Fungi, Ascomycota, Eurotiomycetes, Eurotiales, Aspergillaceae. The record is from RefSeq and is a predicted model, not a curated record.
AUGAAUUCCAUUACCAAAGCCGUGCAGGUCGAAUCACGCAACACCAUGAACUCUGCAAUUGAUGAUUGGCAAACCGAUGACGAACAGACAAUUCCCACGCCUGGAGCUCAUACACCUCUCUUUGAGCGCAAAGAUCAACCAUUACCCCCAUUCGCUCAAUCCAUUCUCACUCAAUCACUCUCAGAUUUGGAGAACAUGGACUCUGAAAACAUUCCUUCCCCGAGCACGUUACGUCGUCUGAUGUUCUCAGCGGAAGAGGAAAAUGAUGUUCUAGGAAAGAUCCGCCCGCUCAUGCUUGGGGAACGGGAAGGAAAUUCCAGUCCAGUACAAUCACGACCUCAUCAGGUGAACAGAGGUUGGCCUCGUGGGGAACGACUUGAACGCACUCGCCUUGAUACGAGGAGGUGUGAGAAUACCGCAAAUGAUCAAAGCAGUGAAUUUUGA